Messenger RNA from Somion occarium, 1241 nucleotides. Lineage: Eukaryota; Fungi; Basidiomycota; Agaricomycetes; Polyporales; Cerrenaceae. The record is from the annotation of a GenBank genome assembly.
GCUUACCAUUUCACCGUCCAAACCAUCAUCAUCUCCGGCUUGAAGCUAUUGUUCUAUUGUGCCCCACCUAUCAUCUAGAAGUAUAACGAUAUGCCGCCGAAAGCAGAUAUCAACAAGGCCGGUUGGGAACAGAGUGACUUUCCCAUUUUGUGCGAAACUUGUCUAGGUGAUAAUGCAUUCGUUCGAAUGUCAAAACAAGAAUAUGGCCGCUCUUGUGGUACCUGUGCAAGGCCGUUCACUGUUUUCCGCUGGAACCCAGGAACUGGAAUGCGCUACAAGACUACUGUGAUCUGUCAAACCUGUGCGAAGAUAAAGAACGUUUGCCAGACAUGUCUACUUGACCUGGAAUAUGGCCUUCCAACUCAAGUUCGAGAUACCGCCCUUGCCGUUGAAAACGACGCUCCAACAAGCGAAAUCAACCGAGAGUACUACGCUCAGAACAUGGAGAGCAGGCUGGAGGGAAGCAAGUCAUUGCUCGAUUCAAAUCGUGCUUCCUCAGCAGGGAAGGAAAUGCUCAAGCAGCUGGCCCGAACAGAUCCAUACUACAAGCGAAAUCGUGCGCAUCUGUGUUCGUUCUAUGCCAAGGGAGAGUGUAAUCGAGGGUCGGAUUGUCCCUACCGCCAUGAAAUGCCAGUCAAUAACGAACUCUCAAAGCAAAAUAUUCCGGAUCGCUAUCAUGGCAGAAAUGACCCAGUAGCACAUAAGAUCAUGUCUACGCAUGCCUCGACUUUGGGUUUGGCUCCACCAGAGGACAAAUCAAUUACUUCAUUAUUCCUGUCAUCGUUACCCUCGAUGGCGACUGAGGACAGCAUUCGUACAAGGGUUGUCCAAUCACUACCUUCUGUUCCGCCAUCACAGAUCAAGUCAAUCGUUCACGUUGCGAAGUCAAGGUAUGACAUCUUUGACUACUUGCACAGUUCUCAAGUUUACAGUCUGGGCUUAGAUGUGCUUUCGUUAACUUCAAAGAUCGUGAGACUGCUGAGACCGCAGCUCACGCAUGGGCUAAUGGAUUCGAGAUUGGAGAAGAGACUGCUACCGUGAAAUGGGGCCGGAGCAAAGGCGGGUCCAACGGCAAGCCAAAACCGGUAGCGUCGUCGUCAGAGUUUGCGGUGUCGUACGCGUUAUAGAUGUCCUCGCUUCGUCUACUUCGUUUUGUACUACUUUACAUGUAUAUUAUACACUGAUAUGCUUUGCUUGCCCGUCAUUAGUACAGUUUAUAAACCUAAAUUCUGCGAAAUUGG